Messenger RNA from Musa acuminata AAA Group (dessert banana), 848 nucleotides. RefSeq lists its product as uncharacterized. The record is from RefSeq and is a predicted model, not a curated record. The transcript has a single exon. The coding region runs from base 152 to 733 and encodes 193 amino acids. Lineage: Eukaryota; Viridiplantae; Streptophyta; Magnoliopsida; Zingiberales; Musaceae.
CCGCCUCCUCCACCGUGUACAAAACCGCCACCGCGCAUACUCUUCCCACUUGCUUUUCUUGUACUUUCCCACUGUACCCGCCCUCCGUCUCGGUUUGUUCGGUUCCUCAUUCUAUCCACCGCCCAAAUAGAAGUCCUCUUUCUCUCUUGCCAUGGAGGAAUCCGGCGACCACAAGAGGCGCCGCGGCGAGGAGGAGGGAGACGGCUCCCCGGAGAUCUCCUCUCCCGAGGCCAAGCGCCUCCGCGAGAACCUCCUCCUAGACGACAUCCUCGAUGACGACGCCGGCGCUGGCGCCAGCGACAGCGACCAGGACCUCGCUUCCGUCAUGAAAAGCCUCGAGGAGGAGAUCGCUUUCCCGUCACCUCCUCCUCCUCAACCGCUGGCCGUUGUGGCGAUUGACCAGCCGGAUCUAGGGUACCUUUUCGAGGCCUCGGACGACGAGCUGGGCCUGCCGCCGCCGCCUCCCCCUGCUCCGUCCAUGUCCGACGAGGGCGGCGAGCCCCCGGAGGCGGCGGUCGCCGUGGCUCCCGGCGUCGGGGGUGAGGUGGAUGGGAUCGGGUUCGGCCAGAUCUGGGGGUUCGACGACGAAAUCAACGGCUACGGCUGGCUGGAUGAGUUCGGGAUCCGGCCGGAGGAGAGUGCCGAGGCCGAGGUGAACGGGGUGGUGUUCGACGGCGGGCUGUUCGACUACGCCGAUCUCCCCUGGCGAUCGGAGACGCUGCCUGCCGUCUGAUGGAAGCAUUUCGUCUUCUUUAUGAAACGUUUAGGUUGUAAAGGUUAGGGGAAGAUGAAUUGGCAACAAGGAAAUUACCAAGGAAGAAGAAAGCCAAGUCGCAAAGUAUUGCAUC